Molecule: messenger RNA, 15585 nt
Organism: Rhinolophus ferrumequinum (greater horseshoe bat)
Lineage: Eukaryota; Metazoa; Chordata; Mammalia; Chiroptera; Rhinolophidae
Gene: HMCN2
Product: hemicentin 2
Exons: 96
Coding region: 133-15096 (4987 amino acids)
Biological process (GO): axon guidance; homophilic cell-cell adhesion; dendrite self-avoidance
Cellular component (GO): plasma membrane; axon
Molecular function (GO): cell-cell adhesion mediator activity; calcium ion binding
Source: RefSeq, a predicted model, not a curated record
GGCCGCUGCCCGACGGAGCGAAGCGCGGCGCUGCAGCUGCGUGCUGGGUGGCCGCUGGGCGCUCGGGACGGUCGCGCACGCCGCGACCUGCGCCUGCACCGCAGCGGCUGAAGCCAGUCGGCGGCGCUCAGCAUGAGGUCCCGGGAGCUGCUCCUGCGGUUGCUGCUGGCGGUCUCCGCGGCGGCGGCGGCCGGCGAGCCGGAUACGGCGCUGCCCCGGACCGCGGGGGACGCCACCCUGGCCAUCGUCUUCGACGUCACCGGCUCCAUGUGGGACGACCUGAUGCAGGUGAUGGACGGCGCCUCGCGCAUUCUGGAGCGCAGCCUGAGCCGCCGCGGCCAGGCCAUCGUCAACUACGCGCUCGUGCCCUUCCACGACCCAGAUAUUGGCCCAGUGACCCUCACGGCGGACCCAGCGGUGUUUCAGAGGGAGCUGAGAGAACUCUUCGUGCAGGGAGGCGGUGACUGCCCCGAGAUGAGUGUGGGGGCCGUCAAGGCUGCCGUGGAGGUUGCCAACCCGGGAUCCUUCAUCUACGUCUUCUCGGACGCCCGCGCCAAGGAUUACCACAAGAAGGACGAGGUGCUACGGCUCCUACAGCUUAAACAGUCGCAGGUGGUCUUUGUGCUGACGGGGGACUGUGGUGACCGCACGCAUCCUGGCUACCUGGCCUACGAGGAGAUCGCUGCCACCAGCUCUGGGCAGGUGUUCCACCUGGACAAGCAGCAGGUGACCGAGGUGCUAAAGUGGGUGGAGUCAGCGAUCCAGGCCUCCAAAGUGCACCUGCUGUCUACGGACCACGGGGAGGAGGGCGAACACACAUGGAAGAUCCCCUUCGACUCCAGCCUGAAGGAAGUCACCAUCUCCCUGAGCGGCCCCGGGCCUGAGAUCGAAGUCCGAGACCCGCUGGGGAGGAUCCUGCAGAAGGACGAGGGCCUCAACGUGCUUCUCAACAUCCCCGACUCAGCCAAGGUCGUGGCCUUCAAGCCUGAACAUCCUGGGCUGUGGUCCAUCAAGGUCUAUAGCAGCGGCCGCCACUCGGUGAGGAUCACGGGCGUCAGCAACAUCAACUUCCGAGCUGGCUUCUCCACUCAGCCCUCCCUGGACCUCAACCACACCAUUGAGUGGCCCCUGCAAGGGGUGCCCAUCUCCCUGGUGAUCAACUCCACGGGCCUGCAGGCCCCUGGCCGCGUGGACUCGGUGGAGCUCUCACACAGCUCAGGGCGGCCCCUCCUGACUCUGCCCACUCAGCCCCUCUCCAACGGAUCCACCCAUCAGCUGUGGAGCGCACCGCCCUUCCAUGCUCCCCAGGAGCGCUUCUACCUCAAGGUGAAGGGCAAGGACCAUGAGGGGAACCCCCUCCUCCGUGUCUCUGGAGUUGCCUAUAGUGGGGUGGCCCCAGGUGCCCCCUUGGUCAGCAUGCCCCCCAGGAUCCAUGGCUACAUGCACCAGCCCCUGGUUGUCUCCUGCUCUGUGCACAGCGCCCUCCCCUUCCGGCUACAGCUGCGGCGGAAAGGAGCCAAGCUGGGCGAGGAGAGGCACUUUCAGGAGUCAGGAAACAGCAGCUGGGAAAUCCCACAGGCCUCCAAGGCCGAGGAAGGCACGUAUGAGUGCACAGCGGUCAGCAGGGCUGGGACCGGACGAGCAGAGACCCAGAUUGUCGUCACAGACCCCCCGCCGCAGCUGAUUCCUGCCCCCAACGUGACCGUGUUGCCUGGGGAGACUGCCGUCCUAUCCUGCCAGGUCCUGGGAGAGGCCCCCUACAACCUGACAUGGGUGCGGGACUGGCGAGUCCUAUCGGCCUCGACAGGCAGAGUCGCGCAGCUGGCCAACCUGUCCCUGGAGGUCAGAGACAUCAUCCCCAGUGACGGCGGGCGGUACCAAUGCAUGGCCAGCAAUGCCAACGGUGUCACAAGGGCGUCUGUCUGGCUCCUGGUGCGAGAGGCCCCUCAGGUCAGCAUCCACACCAGGUCCCAACGCUUCUCCCAAGGCAUGGAAGUGAGGGUCAGCUGCUCAGCCUCUGGGUACCCUGCACCCCGCAUCUCCUGGAGCCGUGACGGUCAUACUAUACAAGAGGACGACAGGAUCCAUGUGGACGCCCAGGGAACCCUGGUCAUUCAGGAAGUGGCCCCAGAGGAUACUGGGAAUUACAGCUGCCAGGCUGCUAAUGAGGUCGGCACAGACGAGGAGACAGUCACUCUCUAUUAUACAGACCCACCGUCGGUCUCCGCCGUCAGUGCCGUGGUGCUUGCUGCCGUCGGGGAGGAGGCCGUGCUGAUGUGUGAGGCGUCGGGGGUGCCCCCGCCCCGGGUCAUCUGGUACCGAGGAGGUCUUGAAAUGAUUCUGGCCCCUGAGGCCUCCAGCUCUGGGACGCUGAGGAUCCCAGCCACUCAGGAGAGGGAUGCUGGCAUCUAUACGUGCCAAGCUGUCAAUGAGUUGGGUGACGCCUCUGCGGAAAUCCUACUGGAGGUUGGACAUGCACCCCAGCUGAUGGAGCUGCCCCGGGAUGUCACUGUGGAGCUGGGCAGGAGUGCCCUCCUGGCAUGUCGGGCUGUGGGCCGCCCGCCCCCGACAGUCACCUGGCGCCGUGGAGACGGCCAGCUGCUGGAGCCCAGGCGGGGCAGCAGGACCGGGCAGCCCCAUUCAGGAGUGCUGUUCUUUGAAAGUGUGGUCCCUGAAGACCAGGCCCUGUAUGUCUGUGAAGCUCAAAAUAUCUUUGGGAAGGUCCAGGUGGAGGCCCGGCUCGUGGUGACUGGACAUGCUCCCCCACAGAUCGCCAGCAGUGCCUCCACCGUCCGGGUGCUGGAGAGGCAGCCUGUGUCCCUGCCCUGUGUCAUCCUGGCCGGGAGGCCCCUCCCAGAGAGGCGCUGGCUCAAGGCCGGUCUGCCGCUCCCACCUGGCAGCCGGCAUUCCGUCCGAGCCGACGGCAGUCUCCACCUUGACCGGGCCCUGCAGGAAGACGCAGGGAGGUACAGCUGUGUGGUCACCAACACGGCUGGCUCUCAGCAGAGGCAUGUGGAGCUGGUUGUCCAGGUGCCACCUAGAAUCCAGUCCACUGCCACCCACCAUGUCACCAAUGAAGGGGUUCCAGCCUCUCUCCCCUGUGUCGCGUCAGGAGUUCCCACCCCCACCAUCACCUGGACCAAGGAAACCAACGUCCUGGCUUCCAGUGGUCCCCACUACAAUGUGAGCAAGGAUGGGACCUUGGUCAUUGCCCAGCCAUCCACCCGGGAUGCAGGGGCCUAUGUCUGCACGGCCAUCAACGCCGUGGGCUUCUCCAGCCAGGAGAUGCGGCUUUCUGUCAACACCAAGCCCAGAAUCCAGGUGAACGGCUCCCAUGAUACAGACAAGCCUCUGAGCGUCACAGCCAAGGCCGGUGACGAGGUGACUCUGGACUGUGAGGCCCAGGGGUCCCCACCCCCAUUGGUCACCUGGAUGAAGGACUCGCGCCCUGCGCUGCCCGUCACUGACAGAUAUCACCUCCUCCCGUCGGGGUCCCUGCGUCUGGCCCAGGCCCAGGCCGGUGACAGCGGUCUCUACGAAUGCACAGCCAGUAACCCCGCGGGGUCUGCCUCUCGGCACUACAUUCUUGGGGUACAAGUCCCCCCCCAGGUGCAGCCAGGCCCGCGGGUCCUGAAGGUCCUGGCGGGCGAAGCUCUGGACCUGAACUGCGUGGCCGAAGGCACCCCAGAGCCCAAGUUGACCUGGUCCAAGGACGGGGUGGCCCUGCGUGGUGGGGGGCCUGAGGGCUCCAUCCACUUCGCAGCCAUCCAAACCUCCGAUGCUGGCAUGUACCACUGUGAGGCCUCCAAUAACGCUGGGGAGGACAGCUGGGAGCUGGAGCUCAAGGUGCUGGAGCCACCACACUGGGGGACCGAUGAGACCAACGGCUUGCUGGAGAGAGUGGCGGGAGAGAAUGCCAGCCUGCCGUGCCCUGCCAGAGGGAACCCCAAGCCACAGGUCACAUGGCGGAAGGGUCUGUCCUCGGAGCCCCUGCGUGGCCGGCCGGGCCUGGCAGUGCUGGACGGAGGCUCUCUGUUCCUGGCUUCAGUGUCUCCCACCGAUGGCGGAGACUACGAGUGCCAGGCCACCAACGAGGCGGGCUCCGCCUCCAGGAGAGUCAAGCUGGUGGUCUAUGUGCCCCCCGACAUCCGGGACGAUGGAUACAGGGCCAACGUGUCCGGCAUGGCGGGGCAGUCCCUGACACUGGAGUGUGACGCGAACGGCUUUCCAGCCCCUGAGAUCGUGUGGCUCAAGGACGGGCAGCUGAUACCCAAGGUGGGUAGCCACCGGCUCCUGGACGGGGCCCGGGCCCUCCACUUCCCCAGGAUCCAGGAGGACGAUUCUGGCCUCUACUCCUGCCGGGCGGAGAACCAGGCGGGGACGGCCCAGAAGGAUUUCGAUCUCCUCGUCCUUAUCCCACCUUCCCUGCUCGGAGCUGGGGCUGCCCAGGAGGUGCUGGGCCUGCUUGGUGCUGAGGUGGAGCUGCAGUGCCGGACCUCAGGGGUCCCCACACCCCAGGUGGAAUGGACCAAGGACAGGCAGCCUGUCCUUCCGGGAGACCCUCAUAUCCAGCUCCAGGAGGACGGCCAGGUUCUCAGAAUCACCAGCAGUCACCUGGGGGACGAGGGGCGGUACCAGUGCGUGGCCUUCAGCCCAGCGGGCCAGCAGGCGAAGGACUUCCAGCUCAGAAUCCACUCACCUCCCACCAUCUGGGGCUCCAACGAGACGAGCGAGGUGGCCGUCAUGGAGGGCCACCCGGUGUGGUUCCUGUGUGAGGCCCGAGGAGUGCCGGCUCCAGACGUCACUUGGUUCAAGGACGGGGUCCUGGUCCAGCCCAGCCCUGAGGCUGUCUAUACCAGGGGUGGCCGGCAGCUGCAGCUGGGGAGGGCCCAGGUCUCGGACGGUGGCCUCUACACCUGCAAGGCCAGCAACCCUGUGGGGGUCAUGGAGAAGGCCACGAGGCUGGAGGUUUACGUCCCACCCACCAUCGAGCGCGCCGGCACAGGGCCUCACUUGGUAAAAGCCGUGGCUGGGAGGCCCUUGGCGCUGGAGUGUGUGGCCAGAGGCCACCCACCCCCCACCCUCUCCUGGCACCAUGAGGGACUGCCCGUGGUGGAGAGCAACGGGACGUGGCUGGAGGCGAGCGGUGGCGUACUGAGCCUGGAGAGCGUGGGGGAGGCAUCUGGAGGCCUGUACAGCUGCGUGGCCAGCAGCCCCGCUGGGGAGGCCAUGCUGCAAUACGCCGUGGACGUGCAGGUGCCCCCACAACUCCUGGUGGCUGAAGGUUUGGGCCAGGUGACCACCCUCGUGGGACAGCCGCUGGAACUUCCCUGCCAGGCCUCAGGCUCCCCGGUACCCACUAUCCAAUGGCUGCAGAAUGGCCGCCCAGCUGAGGAGCUGUCGGGGGUGCAGGUAGCCUCCCAGGGGACCACACUGCAUAUUGACCAUGUGGAGCCAGGCCAUGCGGGCCUCUUCUCUUGCCAGGCCACCAACGAAGCAGGCACUGCCGGGGCCGAGGUGGAGCUGUCAGUGCACGAGCUCCCAUCUGUGGUCAUCAUUGGGGGUGAGAACAUCACAGCCCCUUUCCUGCAGCCUGUGACCCUCCGAUGUGCAGGGACUGGGGUGCCUACCCCAAGCCUCCGCUGGUGGAAGGAUGGGGUGGCCCUGGCAUCCUCAGGGGGGAUCCUGCAGAUUGAGAAGGUGGACCUGAGGGACGAAGGUGUCUACACUUGCGCUGCCACAAACCUGGCUGGGGAGAGCAAGAAGGACAUGCUGCUCAAGGUUAUGGUGCCCCCCAACAUUGAGCCUGGCCCGGCCAACAAGGCAGUGCUGGAAAAUGCCUCGGUGACCUUGGAGUGUCUGGCUUCGGGCGUGCCCCCUCCCGCUAUCUCCUGGUUCAAGGGCCGCCAGCCUGUCUCUGCUCGCAAGGGAGUGACGGUGUCCGCUGAUGGGAGAGUUCUCCUCAUUGAGCGAGCCCGGCUUUCUGAUGCUGGGAGCUACCGCUGUGUGGCAUCCAAUGAGGCAGGUGAUUCAGAGCUGCAGUACGGCCUACGGGUCAAUGUGCCUCCACGCAUCACGCUGCCACCCAACCUGCCAGGCCCCGUGCUGCUCAACGCCCCCGUCCGGCUGACCUGUAAUGCCACCGGAACCCCCAGCCCCACACUGAUGUGGCUGAAGGAUGGAAACCCCGUGUCCACUGCAGGGGCCUCUGGCCUCCAGGUCUUCCCUGGGGGCCGGGUCCUCACACUGGCCAGUGCCCGGGCCUCUGAUUCUGGCCGCUACUCCUGCGUGGCUGUGAGUGCAGUGGGUGAGGACCGCCGGGACGUCGUCCUCCAUGUCCACAUCCCUCCCAGCAUCCUCGGAGAAGAGCUGAACGUGUCCGUGGUGGCCAACGCGUCGGUGGCCCUGGAGUGCCAGAGUCAAGCUGUGCCCCCUCCUGUGUUGAGCUGGCGGAAGGACGGCCGCCCCCUGGAGCCACGGCCUGGAGUCCACCUCUCUGCAGACAAGUCCUUGCUGGAGGUGAGCAGAGCUGAGGUGCGGGAUGCAGGUCGCUAUACCUGUGAGGCACUGAACCAGGCAGGCCAGUCGGAGAAGCACUACAACCUGAAUGUCUGGGUCCCUCCAGGAUUCCCCUCUCGGGAGCCCCGCCCCCUGACUGUGACCCAGGGGCAGCCCACCAGGCUGUCCUGCGAAUGUCGGGGUGUCCCUUUCCCCAAGAUCUCCUGGAGGAAGGACGGUCAGCCAGUGCCCGGGGAGGGGGCUGGCCUCGAGCAGGUGUCGGCGGUGGGGCGGAUGCUGUACCUGGGACAGGCCCAGCCAGCCCAGGAGGGAACGUACACCUGUGAGUGCAGCAACGUGGCAGGAAAUAGCAGCCAGGACCAGCAGCUGGAGGUGCAUGUUCCCCCUCAGAUCACUGGCCCCCAGGAGCCCCACAUACAGGUCUCCGUGGUCCAGGACAGGGAGGCCACUCUGGAAUGCAACGUCACAGGGAAACCCCCACCCAGGGUGACGUGGGAGCGGGACGGCCAGCCAGUGGGAGCCGAGCCUGGCCUGCGGCUAUUGAACCAGAAUCAAAGCCUGUACGUGGAACAGGCACAGGCUGCCCACGCCGGACGCUACAGCUGUGUGGCUGAGAAUGUGGCCGGGAGGGCCGAGAGGAGGUUUGCGCUCUCCGUGUUGGUGCCCCCAGAGCUUGUGGGAGACUUGAACCCACUGACCAACGUCACCGCUGCCUUACACAGCACCUUGACACUGCUCUGUGAAGCGACAGGCAUCCCUCCUCCAGAGGUCCGCUGGUUCCGAGGGGAGGAGCCUAUUGGCUCCAGGGAGGAUACCUACCUCUUAGCAGGUGGCUGGAUGCUGAAGGUGACCCGGACACAGGAGCGAGACAGAGGCCUCUACUCGUGCGUGGCAAGCAGCGAGGCUGGGGUGGCGCGGAGGAACUUCAGUGUGGAGGUCCUGGUUCCUCCCAGUAUCGAGAACGAGGACCUGGAGGAGGCAUUUAAGGUCCCCGAGGGACAGACAGCCAACUUGACAUGCAAUGCCACAGGCCACCCACAGCCCAAGGUCACGUGGUUCAAAGAUGGCCGGCCUCUGGCUGGGGGAGGGGCCUACCACAUUUCUCCAGAUGGAGCCCUCCUGCAGGUCCUCCAGGCCAACCUGUCCAGUGCCGGCCACUACUCCUGCAUUGCAGCCAACACUGUGGGGGAGAAGACCAAACACUUCCAGCUGAGCGUCCUGGUGGUUCCCACCAUCCUGGGGGUGACCAACGGCACUGCAGAUGAGGAGGUGACCGUCACCGUCAACAACCCCAUUUCUCUGAUCUGUGAGGCACUGGCCUUCCCCUCCCCCACCAUCACCUGGAUGAAGGAUGGGACCCCAUUUGAGGCCUCGAACAACAUCCAGCUGCUCCCAGGCACCCACGGGCUGCAGAUCCUGAAUGCCCAAAAGGAAGACGCGGGCCAGUACACUUGCGUGGUCACCAAUGAGCUCGGGGAGGCCAUGAAGAACUACCACGUGGAAGUCCUUAUCCCCCCUUCCAUCUCCAAGGACGACCCCGCGGGGGAAGUUGGUGUGAAGGAAGUGAAGACCAAGGUCAACAGUACCUUGAGCCUGGAAUGCGAGUGCUGGGCCACACCCCCGCCCACCAUCAGCUGGUACAAGGACGGACGGCCUGUGACCCCCAAUGAGCGGCUCUACAUCCUGGGUGAAGGGCGGCUGCUUCAGAUCCAGCCCACGCAGCUCUCCGAUUCGGGGCGAUACCUGUGCGUGGCCACCAAUGUGGUUGGAGAGGACGACCAGGACUUCAACGUGCUCAUCCAGGUGCCCCCCAUGUUCCAGAAGGUGGGUGAUGCCAGUGCAACCUCCGAGUUCCUGUCCCAGGAGGAGGAGGUCCAGGGUAGGGUGACGGAAUACCGGGAGGUUGUGGAAAACAACUCCGCAUAUCUGCACUGUGACACAAACGCCGUGCCACCCCCGGAGUUCACCUGGUACAGGGAGGACCAGCCCCUCUCCGCCAUGGAAGGGGUGUCUGUUCUGCAAGGAGGCCGGGUCCUGCAGAUCCCCCUGGUACGUGCGGAAGACGCCGGGAGGUACUCGUGCAAGGCCUCCAAUGAGGUGGGAGAGGAUUGGCUGCACUAUGAGCUGGUGGUGCUGACCCCACCUGUGAUCCUGGGUGACACGGAGGAGCUGGUAGAAGAGGUGACCGUCAAUGCCAGCAGCACUGUCAGCCUACAGUGUCCAGCCCUGGGCAACCCCGUGCCCACCAUCUCGUGGCUCCAGAACGGGCUCCCUGUCUCCCCGAGCCCACAGCUACAGGUCCUGGAGGACGGGCAGGUCUUGCAGGUUUCCACGGCAGAGGCAGCCGACACUGCCAGCUACAUGUGUGUGGCCGAGAACCCGGCAGGCUCCGCGGAGAAGCUCUUCACCCUCAGGGUGCAAGUGCCACCACGAAUCGCAGGCCUGAACUCAGAACAGGUCACAGCCAACCUCAACAGCAGCAUCUCCCUCCCGUGUGAUGUCCAUGCUCAUCCGAGCCCCGAGGUCACAUGGUACAAGGACAGCCACGCCCUCGCCCUAGGAGAAGAGGUCUUCUUCCUGCCUGGCACCCACACACUGCAGCUGGCGCGGGCACAGCCAUCGGACUCUGGGAUCUACAUGUGUGAGGCCCUCAAUGCUGCCGGCCGAGACCAGAAGCUGGUACAGCUUAGCGUGCUGGUUCCCCCCACUUUCAGGCAGGCUUCCAGUGGCCCCCAGGCUCCGUUCCUGGUGAGAGCAGGGGACAAGGCCGUCCUUAGCUGUGAGACAGACUCGCUCCCCGAGCCGGCUGUGACCUGGUACAAGGAUGGGCAACCUCUGGUCCUGGCACAGCGGACCCAGGCUUUUCAGGGUGGGCAGAGGCUGGAGAUCCUGGACACCCAGGUGUCAGAUAAAGGUCUAUACAGCUGUAAAGUCAACAAUGCGGCCGGGGAAGCCAUGCGGACAUUCGUCCUCCUUAUCCAGGUGCCCCCAACAUUUGAGAACCCCAAGACGGAGACAGUGAGCCAGGUCGCUGGGAGCCCCCUGGUCCUGACCUGUGAUGUGACCGGGGUCCCUGCACCCACUGUCACUUGGCUGAAGGACAGAAUGCCCGUUGAGAGCAGUGUGACCCAUGGCGUGGUCUCCCGGGGGGGUCGCCUCCAGCUAAGUCGCUUGCAGCCAGCCCAGGCUGGCACUUAUACUUGCGUGGCUGAGAACGCCCAGGCCGAGGCCCGAAAGGACUUCAUGGUGUCUGUUCUGGUGGCCCCCAGGAUCCGGAGCUUGGGUGCCACGCAGGAGCACAGUGUCCUGGAGGGGCAGGAGGUGCGACUGGACUGCGAGGCCGAUGGGCAGCCACCACCCGAGGUGGCCUGGCUGAAGGAUGGUGGCCCACUGGGCCAGGGCGUGGGCCCCCACCUCAGGUUCUACGUGGACGGCAGCUCCCUGGUGCUGAAGGGCCUGACGGCCUCGGACUCGGGCGCAUACACCUGCAUAGCCCAGAACGCGGCCGGGGAGGACGCCAGGCUGCACACAGUGAAUGUGCUGGUGCCUCCCACCAUUGAGCAAGGGUCAGAGGGCACGGGGACCCUGCUGCACAGGUCUGGGGAGCUGGUGAGCAUGGCGUGCCCUGUCCGGGGCUCUCCUCCUAUCCACAUGAGCUGGCUCAAGGACGGCCUGCCCCUUCCUCUGUCCCAGCGCACCCACCUCCACGGCUCUGGCCGCAUCCUCAGGAUUUCCCAGGUGCAGGUGGCAGAUUCUGGCAUCUUCACCUGUGUGGCUGCAAGCCCAGCUGGUGUGGCCGACAGAAACUUCACCUUGCAGGUACAAGUGCCCCCGGUCCUGGAGCCCGUGGAGUUCCAGAAUGACGUGGCAGUGGUCCGUGGCUCCCCGGUGGUCCUCCCCUGUGACGCCCGGGGCAGCCCCCUGCCCCUAGUGUCAUGGAUGAAGAAUGGGGAGCCCUUGUUGCCCCAGAGCCUUGAACAUGGGCCAGGCCUGAAGCUGGAGACAGCAGGAGCCGGGGACUCAGGGACCUACUCUUGCGUGGCCAGGAGCGAGGCAGGGGAAGCGAGGAGGCAUUUUCAGCUGACAGUGAUGGAUCCUCCCCACAUCGAGGACUCAGGCCAGCCUGCAGAGCUGUCGCUGACCCCUGGCGCCCCCUUGGAGCUCCUCUGUGAUGCCCGAGGCACCCCCGCGCCCAACAUCACCUGGCAUAAGGACGGGCAGGCCCUGAGCAGCCAGGAGGAAAGCAGAGGGGCUGGGAGGCGGCUCCAGGUGGAGGCCGUGCAGGUGGGUGAUGCUGGGCUGUACACUUGCCUGGCCCAGAGCCCUGCUGGCGAAGUUGAGAAGAGCUUCCGGGUCAGGGUUCAAGCCCCUCCAAACAUUAUUGGGCCCCGAGGUCCCCGCUCUGUGGUUGGCCUGGCCCCAGGGCAACUGGUUCUGGAGUGCUCGGUGGAAGCAGAUCCAGCCCCCGAGAUUGAGUGGCACCGAGAUGGCAUCUUGCUGCAGGCAGAUGCCCACACCCAGUUCCCAGAGCAAGGCAGGUUCCUCCAGCUGCAGGCCCUGAGCACGGCCGACGGCGGCGACUACAGCUGCACAGCCCGCAACGCCGCGGGCAGCACCAGUAUGGCCUUCCACGUGGAGAUCCACACGGUGCCCACCAUCCAGUCGGGACCUCCCACAGUAAAUGCCUCUGUGAACCAGACGGCCCUGCUGCCCUGCCAGGUGGAUGGUGCACCCCCGCCCCUGGUGAGCUGGCGGAAGGACGGGGUCCCCCUGUAUCCUGGGAGCCCCAGGUUGCAGAUGCUUCCCGAGGGUUCCCUGAGGAUCCAGCCAGUUCUCGCCCAGGACGCUGGACACUACGUCUGCCUGGCGUCCAACUCUGCGGGCUCUGAUCGGCAAGGCCGUGACCUCCGGGUCUUCGAGCCCCCCACCAUUGCCCCCAGCCCCUCCAACCUGACGCUGACUGCCCACACUGCUGCCUCACUGCCCUGUGAGGCCAGCGGCUCCCCCAAGCCCCUCGUGGUCUGGUGGAAAGACGGACAGAAGCUGGACUUCCGCCUGCAGCAGGGCACCUACCGGUUCCUGCCCUCCAAUGCCCUGCUCCUUGCAGCCCCCAGCCCCCAGGACUCAGCCCAGUUUGAGUGCGUGGUGAGCAAUGAGGUGGGCGAGGCCCGCAGGGUCUACCGGGUGACCAUUCACGUGCCUCCCACCAUUGCUGAUGACCAGACAGAGUUCACUGUGACCAAGAUGGCGCCUGUGGUCCUCACAUGCCAUAGCAUGGGCGUGCCGGCCCCAGUGGUGUCCUGGAGCAAGGCGGGCACCCAGCUGGGGGUGCGGGGGAACGGCUAUCGUGUCUCACCUUCCGGUGCUCUGGAGAUCAGGCAGGCCCUCCCCAUCCACGCCGGCCGCUACACCUGCACAGCCCGCAACUCUGCAGGCAUGGCCCGAAAGCAUGUGGUCCUCACCGUGCAAGCCACCCCCAUGGUGAAGCCACUGCCCAGCGUGGUGCGGACCUUGGCGGAAGAAGAGGUGGUGCUGCCUUGUGAGGCCUCAGGUGUCCCCCGGCCAAGCAUCACCUGGCAGAAGGAGGGGCUCAGCAUCCCCACCGGAUCCAAUGCCCAGGUCCUACCCAGCGGACAGCUGCGGAUUCUCCAUGCCAGCCCAGAGGAUGCUGGAAACUACUUCUGCAUCGCCCAGAACAGCGCAGGCAACGCUGUGGGCAAAACUCGGCUGGUGGUGCAAGUCCCUCCCAUGAUCAAGACUGGUCUCCCUGACCUGUCCGCCACCGAAGGCUCCCACGCCCUUUUGCCCUGCGUGGCCAGUGGCAGUCCCCAGCCUGACAUCACCUGGGAAAAGGACGGCCAGCCUGUGUCGGGAGCUGAGGGCAAGUUCGCCAUCCAGCCUUCCGGGGAGCUGCUGGUGAAGAACUCGGAGAGCCAGGAUGCUGGUACCUACACCUGCACAGCUGAGAACCCUGUGGGCCGUGCCCGCCGCCGUGUACACCUCACCAUCCUGGCACUGCCCGUCUUCACCACCCUGCCUGGGGACCGCAGCCUGAGCCUCGGGGACAGGCUGUGGCUUCGCUGUGCCGCCCGGGGCAGCCCUACCCCCCGCAUUGGCUGGACUGUCAAUGACUGGCCAGUCACAGAGGGGGUGUCUGAACAGGACGGAGGCAGCACGCUGCAGCGGGAGUCAGUCACCAGAGAAGACAGUGGGACCUACACCUGCUGGGCCGAGAACAGAGUGGGCCGCGUGCAGGCGGUCAGCUUUGUCCAUGUGAAGGAGGCUCCUGUCCUACAAGGAGAAGCCUUCUCCUAUCUGGUGGGACCUGUGGGGGGCAGCAUCCGACUGGACUGUGUGGUCCAUGGAGACCCAGUGCCCAACAUCCGCUGGAUCAAAGAUGGCCUCCCACUGCAGGGCAGCCGUCUCCGGCACCGGCUGCAGAAUGGCUCGCUGACCAUCCGCAGGACAGAGAUGGACGAUGCGGGACAGUACCAGUGCCUGGCAGAGAAUGAGCUGGGCACAGUGGAAAAAGUGCUGGUGGUCGUGCUGCAGAGUGGCCCGGUGUUCCAGGUGAAGCCCCAGGAUGUAACAGUGAGAUCCGGGGAUGAUGUGUCCCUGCGAUGCCAGGCCACUGGACGGCCAGUGCCCACGGUGGAAUGGCUGCGUGCGGGCCAGCCCUUGCAGGCCAGCCGGCGGCUCCAGACCCUGCCAGAUGGGAGCCUGUGGCUGCAGCGAGUGGAGACUAGGGACGCGGGCACAUAUGAAUGCGUCGCUCACAACCUCCUGGGCUCUGCCACAGCCCGGGCUUUCCUGGCUGUGAGAGAGGAGCCCCGGGGGGGCCGGGGUAGCGUGAUUGGGGUCAUCAAUGGCCAGGAACUUGGCAUGGCCACCCUCAAUACCAGUGUGCAACAGGAGGCACGUUCUGGGGUCACCACCAUCAAAAGCAGCAUCAGCCACAUCCCUGCGAGUGUGGGGCCUCUGAUGCGGGUGCUCGUGGUCACCAUCGCCCCAAUCUACUGGGCGCUGGCCGGAGAGAGUGGAGACGCCUUGAACGGCUACUCGCUGACGGGUGGCAGCUUCCGGCAGGAGUCACACAUGGAGUUUGCCACAGGGGAGCUGCUCACGAUGACCCAGGUGGCCCGGGGCCUGGAUGCCAAUGGCCUCCUGCUCCUCGACGUGGUGAUCAAUGGCGUCGUCCCCGAGAGCCUAGCUGAUGCAGAUCUCCAAGUGCAGGAUUUCCAGGAGCACUAUGUGCAGACGGGCCCCGGCCGGCUCUUUGUGGGCUGCACGCAGCGCUUCCUGCAAGACAGCCUGCCGGUGUCCCUGCACUGCAACCACAGCAUCCAGUACGACGCGGCCCGCGGCCCCCAGCCCCAGCUGGUGCAGCACCUGCGGGCCUCCACGAUCAGCUCGGCCUUCGACCCCGAGGCUGAGGCCCUGCGCUUCCAGCUCACCACAGCCCUGCAAGCCGAAGAGAAUGAAGGUAGCUGCCCGGAAGGCUUUGAGCUGGAUGCCCAGGAAGAGUUUUGUGUGGAUGUGGAUGAGUGUCUGGAGCAGUUGGAUGAAUGUCACUACAACCAGAUCUGUGAGAAUACCCCAGGCGGGCACCACUGCGGCUGCCCCAGGGGGUACUGGAGCCAGGGCCCCAGCCUGCCCUGCCUAGAUAUUAACGAGUGCCUGCAGCUGCCCAGGCCCUGCGCCUACCAAUGCCACAACCUCCAGGGCAGCUACCGCUGUCUGUGCCCGCCUGGCCACACCCUCCUCCGAGAUGGCAAGGCCUGUACCCCGCUGGAGCAGAGAGGACCAAAUAUGACCACUGUCAGCCACCAGGGCCCCUUGGUGCCUUGGUUACGGCCCCGCGCCCCCAUCCCCAAUGGCUCCUACCACGCCUGGGUCUCCCUCCGACCGGGCGCCAGAGCGCUGAGCAGCAUGGGCCGGGCCUGGUGCCCCACUGGCUUCAUCCGGCAGAACGGAGUCUGCACGGACCUGGACGAGUGCCGCGUGCAGAGCCUGUGCCAGCAUGCCUGCCGAAACACCAAGGGCAGCUACCAGUGCCUCUGCCCCACCGGCUACCGCCUCCUCCCCAGUGGGAAGAACUGCCAGGACAUCAACGAGUGUGAGGAGGAUGGCAUCGAGUGUGGGCCCGGCCAGAUGUGCUUCAACACCCGAGGCAGCUACCAGUGUGUGGAUACACCGUGUCCUGCCACCUACCGGCAGGGCUCCAGCCCAGGGACGUGCUUCCGGCGCUGCUCGCAGGACUGCAGCGCGGGCGGUCCCUCCACGCUGCAGUACAAGCUGCUGCCGCUGCCCCUGGGCGUGCGCGCCCACCACGACGUGGCCCGCCUGGCUGCCUUCUCCGAGGCCGGCGUACCCACCAACCACACCAAACUCAGCGUGCUGGAGCCUGACCCACGCAGCCCGUUCGCUCUGCGGCCUCUGCGCGCGGGCCAAGGCGCGGUCUAUACCCGCCGCGCGCUCACCCGCGCCGGCCUCUACCGGCUCACUGUGCGCGCCAUGGCGCCGCGCCACCAAAGUGUCUUCGUCCUGCUCAUCUCCGUGUCCCCCUACCCCUACUGAGAGGCAAGGUCAUUGGCAGCAGCUUUUGGGCCAGCGACCUGGGGGGGGGGGGGAGGGCGGGUCGGAAAGGAGCCGAACUAACCCUUCACCGCCCAGGCCAGGCUGCUGAUGGGACAGGGUUGCCCUUGCUUACGCCACCUGCUAUGGCAAGGGACGUCAUCUUCUCCCACCUCCGUGCGUCAUCCGGACUUCAGCAAACACGACUCUGCGCGUAGCCUUGACCCUACUCCCCCUACUCCCUGUGGGCAGGUGACAAAGGCUGCCCAUAGGUGGCAAAGCCGGCAGGCACCGCUGGGAAGAAGCCUGCAUGUCUGACCAGCUCCUCCAGGCUUGCUCCAAGCCCCAGAGGGACCUGGGCUGGGACACAGAGUCCCAGGACACCCAAGGGGAGGGGCAGACCCUGUAGGGACAGCAGGAGCUGCCACCUGCCCACACCUGCUCUAUCAUCCUGGACCCGGUGUGUGUAUGUAUACCAUAAAAACGUUUCUU